GCUCACUUUCGCAUUUUUACGCUGCUCUGCAAGCGCUCGGCUCGUGAUUCCGCGGAUUUACCGGCUCGAAGCUGAACACUAGGCUUGGGUCCAUAUUUCUCGGACCAUAACCAACAGAGCCCAAACCUGCGAUGAGCCGAGGAGGAUUUGGCGGGCGAGGAGGAAGGGGAGGUCGCGGAGGGUUCCGCGGAGGGUUCCAGCAACGGGACAUGGGUCCUCCCGAUACCGUACUCGAGAUGGGCACGUUUCUACAUGCUGUUGAAGACGAGAUGUUGUGCGCUUCCGCCAUGCCGGACAAAGUACCAUACUUCAACGCGCCUAUCUACCUGCAAAACAAAUCCCAGAUAGGAAAGGUGGACGAGAUCCUCGGGCCGAUUAACGAGGUCUUUUUCUCCGUCAAAAUGGAGCAAGGCAUGGUUGCGAAUAGCUUCAAAAAGGGUGACAAGGUGUACAUUGGCGACGACAAACUGCUACCCAUCGAACGAUUUCUGCCCAAGCCAAAAGUGGCCGGUGUUACAAAAACAAGGGGUCGGGGAGGAGCAGGCGGCCGCGGUGGCCGCGGUGCACCUGGCGGACGCGGACGCGGCGCGCCACGAGGAGGCCGAGGCCGAGGUGGGUUCGAUCGGGGCAGAGGAGGAGGCAGAGGUUUUGCAGGCGGGCGCGGGGCUGGGGGUCGCGGUGGCUUCGGCGGUGGCUUCGGUGGCGGCUUCGGCGGCGGGCGCGGUGGACGAGGUUUCCGGGGUUCAUGAGGUAUUUGAUGUUUUACUACUCUUAUAUUGCGUCUCUUCUCCAUCCCAAGGGAACGGCGGCCACGCUGGAGAGGCGUGGACGUGUUGUGACUGCGAGCGCAGGGGACCUAAAGAAUCACCCUCUAUCCUGCAACAGUUGAGAGACGCUUGUGACGCGCUCUGUACGUUCAUGUUGCAAGAGGACCUCCUAUGCGCAAUAUUCUUUCAGCAAUGGUCCAUGCUUGUU
Molecule: messenger RNA, 975 nt
Organism: Punctularia strigosozonata HHB-11173 SS5
Lineage: Eukaryota; Fungi; Basidiomycota; Agaricomycetes; Corticiales; Punctulariaceae
Product: Gar1-domain-containing protein
Exons: 5
Coding region: 132-749 (205 amino acids)
Biological process (GO): snoRNA guided rRNA pseudouridine synthesis; ribosome biogenesis
Cellular component (GO): box H/ACA snoRNP complex
Molecular function (GO): box H/ACA snoRNA binding
Source: RefSeq, a predicted model, not a curated record